UUUACCAAGGUUGUAGUCGGUGACCGGGACGCCAUGGAGCGAGUGGCGUACGAGGAGGCCAUCGACCAGGCAGCGGAGGGCGUGCUGUACAGCGAGAUGUUGCUGUGCCCUCAACCGCUGGCCUCCUCGAGCGUCGCACAACGGUGGCAAGGGAUGCCGGAAAGCAUGGUCAGCGUCAGGGACGUGCUGGACGCAGCGCUGCGAGGACUGCGCAAGGCGGAGCUGGCGACGGGCGCGAAGUUCAGGAUCGUCCUGUCUUGCACUCGUGGCAGGCCCGACUGGGCACCAGAGACUCUGGAGCUCUGCCGUGAGUACCGCGACCGAGGCGUGGUCGGCAUCGACGUCUGCGGCGUGGUCGGUCCCGAAGAGGCACAGUCAAUGCAAGUAGGCCUGGACGCUAGGGAGUGCGGUGAAGAGUUCACAGAUCCCCGGAUCAUCGACACUUUCCAGCGUGCUGUUUCUUACGGCGUACACCGGACCGUUCACGCGGCUGAGGCGGGGCCUCCGGCCACUCUGCUGCGGGCCGUUCGGGAACUUCACGCAGAACGCAUCGGUCACGGUUACCGGGCGGUCGCUGAAGGAGGCGACGCCUAUCGGCAAGCGUUGGCCGCCGGGGUCCACUUCGAGUGCUGCCCUACCAGCAGCUACCUUACUGGCAGCGUGGAUCGCAACGCAGCAGAACACCCCAUAGUGAGGCUAAAGCGCGACGGCGCAAGCUUCUCGCUGAACACCGACAACCCGGCGAUCACGCACACAACACUGGACGACGAGUACCAGCUGGCGCUGAAGCUCGGACUCACGCCCCAGGACAUUCUGCGAUGCAAUCGCUCGGCCAUAUCCGCCAGUUUUCUACCCGACGUCGAGAAAUGGGAACUGGAGCAAAAGUUCAACCGACUCAUCUGUUCGGAAUCGGCGAAUGCUUAG
Messenger RNA from Rhipicephalus microplus (southern cattle tick), 924 nucleotides. Its product is annotated as adenosine deaminase. The record is from RefSeq and is a predicted model, not a curated record. Gene Ontology annotation, molecular function: adenosine deaminase activity. Gene Ontology annotation, cellular component: external side of plasma membrane; cytosol. Gene Ontology annotation, biological process: inosine biosynthetic process; adenosine catabolic process; negative regulation of adenosine receptor signaling pathway. Lineage: Eukaryota; Metazoa; Arthropoda; Arachnida; Ixodida; Ixodidae.